Messenger RNA from Trichoderma gamsii, 1755 nucleotides. RefSeq lists its product as hypothetical. Lineage: Eukaryota; Fungi; Ascomycota; Sordariomycetes; Hypocreales; Hypocreaceae. The coding region runs from base 1 to 1755 and encodes 584 amino acids. The transcript has 6 exons. The record is from RefSeq and is a predicted model, not a curated record.
AUGAUUUUUUCCGUCUGCAGCCCAAUUUAUCAUAGCCAAUUCGAAAAAAUCACCCAGCAGCACCAGAUGGAGGACUCCAUCAUAGCUUGUGCAAACCCAACUUGCCGCCUUGAAGCUGCCACCAACCAAAGCCAUCUAAGCUGCAAAGGUUGCUUGCUAGUCAAAUAUUGCGGACGAGACUGUCAAGUCCAACAUUGGGGGGAACACAAGAAGUAUUGCAAGUCGCCUUUAAUGAAAGCAGAAUGGAAGCCAGAUUGGGCUACUACAGGCAGAACGCCGGCAUUUGUUGGCGAUAAUGGCCCGUCACAGGUUGUUUUUGGAGGAAAUAAAUAUCUUUGGGGUAACGUUCCGGCUAUCGACGUUUUGCAGCUCGCGAAAAAUGAAGGUCGCAAUUAUGAUCGAGAUGUGCACUUGUUGUUCGCCGCAUCCGGAGAUUUGCGAAACGUAAUCGAGACAGUUUCCUCUAUCCCAGAGACCUUCCAAAAGUCCAUCUCGAUGGUCUUGAACGAUAGGGAUCCUGAGAUCGUCAUUCGGAAUGCGAUCCUACUCCUCAUUUCUCUGACGGCUGAAGAGAUCAAGGAGGCAGUGGAUUGCAUGAUUCAUAUAUUUUAUUCAGCAUUUCUUCAGAAAAAUCACCUGGAUAUCCUGCAAGGCAAAAUCCGUGCGUUAGUUGCCGACGUUGUUCAGAAAGUUGACAACAAACCUCUUAAGUCUUUGCAAGCAAAAUCUUGGACCUUUGGAUCACGCAUUCUCCGUUUAAUUCUCACCAAAGAAGUAUGGUGCAAACUUCUCGAGCGCUUGGACGUUCCCAUCAACCUUACCGUGCAGAAAGCACAUCAGAUCCGCACGGCAGUCACGCUAGCACCUUCACGUAGAGACUACAGAGAGCGGCGGUAUAUGUGUGUUUUUCCAGCACACCGUUUGAGUCAAGAACGCUAUCGCAUGGAUGGCCUUCUUUUACCGUUUGGUGCUUCUCGCGCACAAUUUGAUACGCCUAACCCGACCUUGUUUGAAAGCAACCAGAGUUGGCCACUCAAGGAUUCUUCGGAUCCACUUGAAGGAUGGAACAUCUUCGACAUUCUGAACAAAACCCCCAGGGCUGCAUCUUCCGAUGUCUAUGGAAAGCUCUACUUUUACCUCCAAUAUGCCUUCAAGGCGUUUAUAGAGAAGUCAAUCACUCUCAAUGCCAGCUUCCAGCUGUUCAAUGUCAAUGCCGAAGAGCUCUCAAAACAUCUUGAAAGUGAAACCUUUUCAAGGAUAGAGGUGUCAAACAUAUGUGAUGCUGGUUAUUUAGGCUGUGCCAAGACACUGUUCUCCUUGGGACCUCUGUUACAGAAGAAGAGCACGAACCCUCAUGCCACAUUGAUUAUGCUCUUUAUGAAUGCUAUCGAAGAGAAUCUCACUCCUGCGGAUCAAGCAGCAGCUUUCCGAAACUCUAUGGCACAGGUCGUCAAAUUUUUGCCUCCUCCAGUCUUCAGAACACACCCAUACGAUCCCUGCUAUCUGAAAUACAUGCUAGCUGCAGACCUAUUCCGCGAUAAUGAUCGAUUCUUUAACAAAUAUAUGACUAAAUGGAGAUUCGAAGAAUGUGGCCGACUCGCCAACAUGGCGAUGAAAAAGAAUACAGUUGUUGAAAAGUGGCCUAUGCGGCUGAAGAAAAAGGCAGGACAGCCUGGUGCCAAGGAGGAAUUUGACUUGCUGUUUGGGUCAGGACAUGGAAAUGAGCGAUACGUGGAAUGGCAGACACUCGAGUAG